This is a messenger RNA of Hyalella azteca, 591 nucleotides long. RefSeq names its product putative proline-rich protein 21. Bases 1 to 591 code for a protein of 196 amino acids. NCBI's taxonomy places the organism in Eukaryota, Metazoa, Arthropoda, Malacostraca, Amphipoda, Hyalellidae. The transcript has 3 exons. The record is from RefSeq and is a predicted model, not a curated record.
AUGUGUAUAAGAGACAGCGUCCCCUGCCUGCACGACGCGUCCCCUGCCUGCACGACGCGUCCCCUGCCUGCACGAAGCGUCCCCUGCCUGUACGUCGCCUGCGGUAGCAGUCGAUCAGGCGAGGGAAACGAGGAAACUUCCAAGAAGGCUUACACAUCGCAGAGGCCGCUGUCGCCUGGGGCGGAUGCUCCCAAAUUAGUCCGGCAGAUUGUCUCCCUAUCUCACUCCCACUCCGCUCUCCCCCUGCCUCCAGCUUCCCUCUCUCACUCCCACUCCGCUCUCCCCUUGCCUCCUCCAGCUUUCCUCUCUCACUCCCACUCCGCUCUCCCCUUGCCUCCUCCAGCUUUCCUCUCUCACUCCCACUCCGCUCUCCCCCUGCCUCCAGCUUCCCUCUCUCACUCCCACUCCGCUCUCCCCUUGCCUCCUCCAGCUUUCCUCUCUCACUCCCACUCCGCUCUCCCCCUGCCUCCAGCUUCCCUAUCUCACUCCCACUCCGCUCUCCCCCUGCCUCCAUCGAGACCAAGCAUGACUGGGUGGGCAGCAGUCGAGACCAAGCAUGACUGGGUGGGCAGCAGUCGAGACCAAGCAUGA